This is a messenger RNA of Enhydra lutris kenyoni (northern sea otter), 3020 nucleotides long. RefSeq names its product F-box and leucine rich repeat protein 20. The record is from RefSeq and is a predicted model, not a curated record. Gene Ontology annotation, cellular component: SCF ubiquitin ligase complex. The transcript is spliced from 15 exons. Gene Ontology annotation, biological process: SCF-dependent proteasomal ubiquitin-dependent protein catabolic process. Gene Ontology annotation, molecular function: protein binding. The coding region runs from base 1 to 1317 and encodes 438 amino acids. Lineage: Eukaryota; Metazoa; Chordata; Mammalia; Carnivora; Mustelidae.
AUGGCUCCGAGCAGGGACCGCCUGCUGCACUUUGGGUUCAAGGCGACAAUGUUCUCAAAUAGUGAUGAAGCUGUAAUCAAUAAAAAACUUCCCAAAGAACUCCUAUUGCGGAUAUUUUCUUUUCUGGAUGUUGUUACUUUGUGUCGCUGUGCUCAGGUCUCCAGGGCCUGGAAUGUUCUGGCUCUGGAUGGCAGUAACUGGCAGCGGAUUGACCUGUUUGAUUUCCAGAGGGAUAUUGAGGGCCGGGUAGUGGAGAAUAUUUCAAAAAGAUGUGGGGGCUUUUUACGAAAGUUAAGUCUUCGUGGGUGUCUUGGAGUAGGAGACAAUGCAUUAAGGACUUUUGCACAAAAUUGUAGGAACAUUGAAGUACUGAAUCUAAAUGGAUGUACAAAGACAACAGAUGCUACAUGUACUAGCCUUAGCAAGUUCUGUUCCAAACUCAGGCACCUUGACUUGGCUUCCUGUACAUCAAUCACAAACAUGUCUCUUAAAGCUCUGAGUGAGGGAUGUCCACUGUUGGAGCAAUUAAACAUUUCCUGGUGUGACCAAGUAACCAAGGAUGGCAUCCAAGCACUAGUGAGAGGCUGUGGGGGUCUCAAGGCCUUAUUCUUAAAAGGCUGCACACAGCUAGAAGAUGAAGCUCUGAAGUACAUAGGUGCACACUGUCCUGAACUGGUAACCUUGAACCUGCAGACUUGCUUACAAAUCACAGAUGAAGGUCUCAUUACUAUAUGCAGAGGGUGCCAUAAGUUACAGUCCCUCUGUGCCUCCGGCUGCUCCAACAUCACAGAUGCCAUCCUGAAUGCUCUAGGUCAGAACUGCCCACGGCUUAGAAUAUUAGAAGUGGCGAGGUGUUCUCAAUUAACAGAUGUAGGCUUUACCACUCUGGCCAGGAAUUGCCAUGAGCUUGAAAAAAUGGACCUGGAAGAGUGUGUUCAGAUAACAGAUAGCACGUUAAUCCAACUUUCUAUACACUGUCCUCGACUUCAAGUAUUGAGUCUGUCUCACUGUGAGCUGAUCACAGACGAUGGAAUUCGUCACCUGGGGAAUGGGGCCUGCGCCCAUGACCAGCUGGAGGUGAUUGAACUGGACAACUGCCCACUGAUCACAGAUGCUUCCCUGGAGCACUUGAAGAGUUGUCACAGCCUCGAGCGGAUAGAACUCUAUGACUGCCAGCAGAUCACACGGGCUGGGAUCAAGAGACUCAGGACCCAUUUGCCCAAUAUUAAAGUCCACGCCUACUUCGCACCUGUCACUCCACCCCCAUCAGUAGGGGGCAGCAGACAGCGAUUCUGCAGAUGCUGCAUCAUCCUAUGACAAUGGAGGCGGUCAGCCUUGGUGAACUGAGUAUUAAUGACACUUCUAGAGUUACCGUGGAGUCUCCAGUGGAAGCAACCCCAGUGUUCUGGCAAGGGUUACAAAGCGAGGGCAGCGUCCAGAUCCCCAGAGCCGCACAUAACAUGCAUACCCACCCUCACCGCCACCCACUCUAGUUCUGAGACCAGGGGACUGAAGCCCAUGCUGGCUUUAUCAAGUGGAUUGGUGAAACUUAACCAUUCCUGUUGGACACGCCAAGAAGAAAAUCAUAGGCAAGGCGGAGGGAAGGGGGCAUUCCAGCAAACCCAGUGUUACUGCUUCUGCAGUUUCUUCAUUUUGUGAAGGGGUUUCUUUGGUGAUUUUGGAACAGCAACUGCAGUCCUCCAGGGUCAAGGAAAGCAUAGAAAAACAAUAUAUGUUGUAUCCAGGGACCAGAAAGAAAAUUUCUUUGCAUCUUAUAAAUGGUAGUCAUCCAUCAUGAGAUGACUACAGAGCUUCUGUGCUUCCUUGUUCCCAUGCCAACAUAUGCUGAGCAUGCUCACAAAGAAGGCUCAUCCAUUCCUCCUCCUGUUUUAAGUAUUUGGCCCAGAGGUUUCCUAAAUGGUUGCACUGAAAUCACUGUGGUCCAAAUGUGAUGACUUACUCACUCAGAUUGUCACUCUCUGUAGCACACUUGUGCACCUGUCUUUCGGUCUUUGUUGCUCCCUCCUGCACUCUUGCUCAGUCUGUCACCUGUUCAUUGUCUGCUUACUCACACUCAAUUGUUACUCUUUUGCUGUUGCUGUGUUUACAGUGUGCAUUUUGGAUGAUUAGUUGGGGUUACCAAACAUUUUUAAAGAGACAUUAUCAAUAAAUAUUUUUUUAAUUCUAAAUUUUACCAUUAGGGGACCCUGCCUGAAUCUUUGCCAGUGUGAAGGGAAACUAUCACAAAACUGAGAUAUGGUACGAGAAGAAAUUGAGCUAAAACUGUUUUGAUGAAAACAAACUUUGCCUUUUGGUUUCUGUUAUACCUUGUGAUAUUAUAAUAAUACGCAUGAUAUGCCCAGUAUUCUCCCUGCACCUCCCAUCAGAAUCCACUAACUUAAUAAGGAGAAAGAAAUGCAUUAUUAGUGAAGAGUGGAAUGGCAGAUCCCAAAACUGAGCCCGAAAGCACCCCCCACCCAAGGUCAGACAUGUCAAAUAUUCACUGAAAUCUAGGUGUGAGCAGUACCAUCGCUGAUUGGUAUCUGUGAGGUUGUUGUGUUUUAGUAGGAGUGCUGCUAGAGUUGCUGUGCCGUCUAGCUGGUCAGUUUCUCUCUUUUUUCCCCCUGUUCAAGCCUUUCAGGGAUACGAGAAUGACCCUAGAACAGUUGGUCAACUGUAUGUCAGUGUUGUUGGUGUAUCUCAAAUGUUGGCACCUCGAAGGACCAGAACCAUUUCAAAACCUGUCAACGCUAUCUCUCUUGUGCUCCAGGAUUCCCAUGAAGGAAAUACAAGGGCAACCAGAUGAAGGCUUUGAGAGGAAGUAGGGGGUUCGGUGUCUCUGCCCAGCAUGGGCAGCAGAGCUGAAGGCCUAUUCAGUGCCCAUGAUUCAGAGUCAAAGAAGAGGCUUCCUUCCUUCCCCCCAAAAAGUCAUAAAGGAUGAGGAAACUAAAAUCAGUUUCUGAAGUAUAAGAAGUAGAUUUCUAAAGCCCAAAGUUAGAAACCUUAUGUAGUUUUUUAAU